UCAAUGCAAUCAGACGCAUAACGGCACCACAGUGUAGCAGAAAAAAUCAAAACAAAAACAGAUAAAUUUGUAAAAACAAAAUAAUACCAAAAUAAUUAAAUAAAAUACAUAAGAUUUAACUUGAAAGAUAUCAUUGGAAACACUAACAAACUUGUGAAGUUUUGAAAAGUUCUUAUAUACGAAAAAGCGCGGCUUUUAUAUUUUAUAUGUGUAUGCGAUAACCAAUACUAAGACAACUUAUGUAUAAAAACAGCAACAACAAUAAUAAAGCCACAAAGAAAAACAAUAUCAGUAAACAAUUUUGUCAUAUUUGUGUUCUUAUCAUAACCACCCAAAGUGUAUUGUGGCUCCCCCGAAAAAAAAUUGUGGCUUGUGUUUACAAAUAAUAAAAACAAUAAUCAUAAUUACAACAACAACCACAGAAAUAAACGCCACGAAUAACAACGACAAUAAAAAUAAUUAUAAUUGUUUAAAUAAAUUGCAUUUUAAACAUUCAAUAAUUUUUGGUAUUUAAGAGAAAGUUUAUGGGUUUUCGAAAAUGUUCAGCGACAUUGUUGUUACAAGCCCAAAUAUCAAUAUUUGUAUAACAAUGACCAGCCAUCAACAAUCAGUGUAGUAGUUAGUAGUGCAUAAACAACUAAUAUUUCGAACGAAUCAGUGGAAAUUACAAAACAAAAACAGAAAAGUUUUGAAAACAAAUCGCAACAUAGCCAAUUGAAGAUUUUGGCAUUUACAAUUGAAUUGGCAUUUAUAAGUGCAUUUUUGCCUGUUGUUUUCACACACACACAAAAGCCAGUCAUCAUGUUUGUCACAGUGGAUAAUGCAACAAAUACCUUCUUCUCAGAUAAUCCCUAUUAUUUCUACAAUGACCCCAAGUCACCGACGACACCAGAUUCUCAGAGUUCCAGUAAAGGUUUCUCCAUAUUCAAGAGGCGCAACUCCAAAGGAAAUAGCCCAAAAGUAACAAUACCGGAACAAACACGUCUAAUUACAUCGGCAAAUCUAGAUACGACAGCCACACUGACGCUGGGCAGUCCUCGAGGGCAAUUUGGUUUUCAGCAUCAAUCGUUUGAACUACAACCAUUGAUGUCCCAACAUCUUCCCCACCACCAAAUCACAUCAUCUCUGCACCAAAGACGUCAACGUUCGACGAGUUCACAUUCGGAAACUUGCCGCGAACGUUUGGGUUCUUGCAGCGAAACAUCAACGCCCAAUCAUAGUUUUGAUCAUGACGACUGCUUCAGCGGCCCCCUAUCGCCAAGCAAACAUCAUUCACACCAUCAUACAUUGCCAUCAGCUGGCGGACGACGUCAUUCGUUUAGCAAUUGGCGUCAUGCUAGUGAACGUCAUGCUUCUUCAUCUUCAAAUCAUCAUCAUCACAAAAAUAUUGCUUCCAAUAUAACAACAACCGAUGAAGUGCCUCAAAUGAUGGCACCACGACCACCGGUUAUAUCGCCAAAUAAAUAUCGUGGCGGCGGUAGUUCACAUAGGAGACGAGACAACUGUGGAACCAUGAACAGCAGCAUGAGCGGCAGCUCUACUGGUUCAUCAGCCUACAACAUGGACGACAUUCUGAUUGUGACGGCCAAGCACAGUGAAAGGGCAAUAUUGAGAGCGAAUUUCUUGAAAAAUCAUUUCGAUAAAAUUACCAAACAACGUGGACGCAAACCUUUUAACUUUUUGCACAUCAAAAUCGAAGAUGGUCCGUUUAGUGAAGAAAUUGCUUAUAAAUACCAAAAUACUGCCUUGCAAAUUAUCAUACUGUGUCCUGCUUUAUUGGCUCUCUCGCAUUCCCUGUUGAUGUCCCAGCUUUUGAGCAUAAUUCGAGUGGAGAAAGUUUUGGGUAUUCUCUUGGAUGUUACCGAGGAAAAAGUCAAGGAAAUACACAAAUCGGCUCUUCCCAAUUACUUAAGAUGGCGCCGAUGUGUCAUACGCGACAAUGAUCAAGCUCAAAUAAGUAAUAUCUUGGGUAUUGCCACGGACAUUUUAGGCCGUGCCUUGUGCCAACGUCCCGUUUGUCAUGACUCUGGCUCCAGCAUCUCGCGCAGCAUUUCCUCCUGCUCCGAUGGCUUUACUAUUCUACCCAAGAAAGUUAAAAUUGGCCAGAAUAAGGUGGUGGCCAUGUUAAAUGAGGGCUUGGAAAAAGACGAUGUGUUGAAAAUUGUUGUAGAAAAAUCCGGUGAAUUAAUUGAAAUACGUAAUUUCAAGUGUCGCAAUCCCUAUACUGUGCAGUUUGCCAUACCAGAAUCCUGCAUGGAAAUUUCCACCAUGGUUGAGGUUCGCAUCGAAAAGAACCACAAGAGCCUUGGUGCUCGCCCCAUCAAAUGUGAAUCACGUCUGCGUGAAUUGGAGCAACUAUUGCGCACCGAAGAUUCACCCAUUGAGUUUAUGUGCCAUGCAUUGGGUAUUGGACCCACUGAAAAAGAGGAAUUGGAUAUGCAUUUACUGCAAAGCUUCCAAAAGAAUAUGCCACCCAAUUUCCAUUUGCUCAAUGGACCGUAUGAGAAGCAAUCACAUUUCCUUACAAUGCGUGAAACUAGUCCCGAAGAAUAUCCCACGCUGUUACAUUUCGCUGCCCGUUGGGGUCUCAAUCGUUUGGCCAUGCAAUUGAUGGAAUGUCCCGGUGGUGACACUGCCUGCGGCAUCAGAAAUUGUGCUGGAAAGACGCCGGCUGAAUUGGCCGACAUGGAGGGUCAUCACAAGUUGGCACGCAACAUCAUGAGCUUUUCCGAAUUCCAUGAACUCACCACAAUGUAUCACUAUUUCAAGGGUCUGAGUAAUGAUAACAAGAGUAAUCAAAACUCCACGGCCAGUGGCAAGACAGCCGGCAACACCAAGGUGGUAAUUGAGGCUGUUAAAUCCCAUCCCACCUCACCAAAGACCAAACAACCCAAAUCACCCAGAUCACCCAAAGUUCGUGAUUUGCCUGCCGAUCAACAGGCGGAAUAUAUGGAAAUGUCCAGUGGUUCGGAUCGUGAAAAUACGCCAGAAACAAAACCAAAGCAAGAAAAAGAAACCAUGGCCAUAACAAACCUGAACUACAUCAGCGUGGAAACUGAGGAGGAAAAUUUACAAGGCUCAUCGGCAGAUGUGUGUAAAAACUUCGAUUCUAACAAAGUGGUGACCACACCGGAGAUCACCUCCAAUGAAUUGAAUAUCAGUGAGCCUCCAUACUAUGCCUCGAAGGAACAAAAUAAGGUUGUCUCGAAAGAUGUCACCGAUGCUCCCAUUUAUCAAACGGAUAAAUUCAGUCAAGAAUGUUCCCAACUGUUGGAGAAUUGUACCAGUACCGCAGCCAACAAUGAUUAUGUUUUGCAACCCUCAAAUGUGCCGGUUCCAGCAUCACAGCAACAACAACCUACAUCCCCCACCAACACCGAUGAUGGCAACUAUUUGUUUCAACCUUCCAAUCGUCCAGUUGAGGAGGAAUUCUUACAUCAAUCCAGACAAAGUUUAAAUCGCUUGGGUUCAUCAUCCCGUCUGGCCCAUCAACCAACCUAUGGCACUCUAAAGAGGUCGGUGUCCGAUGCUUCUUCAUCGGCCAGGGCCAAUGUUGAUGAUGAAUUAGCCGAAAUUAUGCAUGACUUUAAGAACAAUGUUCUGUCGAUACGUGAAGUGGAGGUUUUGGUUGAGAAAUGGAAACAUCGCAACGAUGUUCAGCAAAGUUUCCGUGAAAAACAGGAUCAAAUCGAUCAACUACGAAGGGAAUAUGAAAGGAUUCAAGAUCAAAUACGGCACCACCUGAAACGUGAAACACCAUUCGAAAAAAUCAAAAAACUUUUCUCACGACACAAAUCUACUUCGAACUUGCAUCACGACAAGUCAUCAUGCGUCGACAGUGCUUUGGAUGAAACCAAAUCAUCGAUUACCACAUCGUCCAGCUUUAAAUCAUCUGCCAGACCCAUUAGUUCAUUGAGUUUGCAAUCUGUUUCAUCGUCAUCUUCAUCGGGACGUUUGAGUACGGGCAGCAAUUGCAGUGGUACUUCACUGGGAGAUUCGGGCACCCAUUCAGAUCACGAUGAGCGUAGAUUUGGUUGUCGUCUAGCAUCACCGGGUAUGGAUAAUUAUUUGGUACCACCCACACCCAGACCCGUGUAUACGCCCAAUUCCACACCCGGCGAUGAGAGGCAUCAAAUUGUGUUUCCCUCCCCAAUGUCAUCGUGCACUAAACUCAACACCCCCACCAGCCCCACAAGUUCGGAACACUAUCAAAUGUUCCCCUCAAAUAUUCCCGUCUAUAGUAGUCAAAAUUUAUCCACAUCAUCGUCAUGUAACAAUUAUUUGAAUACCAUAAUGGAGGCUAAGCAGGAGCAGGAACACAACUAUCAAAACGGUAAUGGAGUGACAUUGCAGCCCAUUAAAUUGAAUGAGCGUUCAAAUAUUAUCUAUGGCAAACUUACUAAGUCCAAUCCCAAAUGUUCGUCCUUCAAACCUAAACAGGUUGCCAUACCGCAAGUGGGAAGUUUAGAGAUCCAAGCUGAAGUAUAUCAGAAUGUGGGUGAGAAUUUGGAAGCGCCUAAGAAGGAAAGUGAGCAGACACAAUCAGAGGAUCAAGUUGAUGGAGCCAAUGGAGAUGAUCAUAAUUACAUGAAUUGUUAGUCACGGAAAGAAUAUGGAAGGAAAAAAAAACUUUUGAAGUGUAAGCUUCACCUAGAUCUAGAUAUUGCAUUCAAAAGAAAUGUUGUGCCUUAAAAAAGCUUUAAAUAUCUGUGGAGAAAAGCUUUCAUGGUGUACAUAGACUUGAUAUAACUUGCGAAUAAAUAAUGAUAGAUGCUUUAAAGAUCAGUAGCACUAACUUCUAAGAACUGUUUUGGGGCAGCCUAUGUUCUUUAAGUACGGAAUAUACAGGCAUGGGAGGAGUUUAGAUUUAAAGUCCUCAGCUGAAUAUUUAAAUGAAUUUAUUUAAGAAAGUUUCAAAAGAUUCUCGAAUUGGAUAUAGAAAAUAGCAUAUUCAGAACCUUAUGUAUAACAUCUUCAAAAUAAAGCUUUUCAAUAAGAAGAAAAAAAUAUAUAUAUAAACAUAUUCGACAUAUCACGAUUAAUGAUCAAAUCGAAUAACCUUCAAGAUAAGAAAAAAUGAGAGCAAGCUUGACAAUGUUCAUAAAUUUUCACAAAUCUGAAAUUUUUUUAAUUUCACAAUAGUAAUUUAAGUAAAUAAACUCUAUAAGAGUAUAAGAUUUUAUUUUUAAACUGCAAAUUGAUCUUUAUUAGUAUUUGUUUAUUUUUAAAUGUUUGUAUUAUUAUUAUUAUACAUUUUUUUUAAAUUCACAACAUAAAUGAACAAUGAGUAUAAACUAGUUAAAAUUAAUAUAAACUAUUUUUUUUUAUUAAUAUUAAGAACAAAACAAAAAAAAAAAUAUUUUAAGACUGUGGCAAUAUAGAAGAAAACGUCAAAGUUUAUUAAUUUGUAAUAAAACGAAAUUAUCUUUAAGGCCAGUGCAUGUACAUUUUUAUUUGUGUUUAAAACAAUAUUUUUUUAUUUUGUUGAUGAAACGGCAAACAACCAAACAAACAUAUUUUAUAACGACAACAAACAAUAUAUCAUUGCAUAUUUGUAUUUUUUUAUAAUUAUUUGUAAACAAUUAAAAAAUGAGUCAUCGUUUUGUUUUUUUUAGUUCUAAA
Musca domestica (house fly) is the source of this 5622-nucleotide messenger RNA. RefSeq lists its product as uncharacterized. The coding region runs from base 802 to 4599 and encodes 1265 amino acids. The record is from RefSeq and is a predicted model, not a curated record. Lineage: Eukaryota; Metazoa; Arthropoda; Insecta; Diptera; Muscidae. Gene Ontology annotation, molecular function: transmembrane receptor protein tyrosine kinase adaptor activity; fibroblast growth factor receptor binding. The transcript has 8 exons. Gene Ontology annotation, cellular component: cytosol.